GCCACGUGGUAAGAAUGGGUCAAACCGUGGGACGUAUGCCGGACACGUGGGACUGUUUACUAGAGGAAAAGGAUCGUGUGCUGCGCUGGAGCGCGGAAGUCCUGUCGAGGGUGGCCGACAACGUUAAUCAGGAAGAAUCGUUUCAGAUGGAUUACGACAACGAGAGGAUCGACGAGAAAAUCGACUCGUGGAUCGAGCAGAGUCUAACGCUCGUCGGCCAAGCUCGCGGCAAACACGCGAGGAGGGAAUACACAACUCGUCUGGCCGCCAGAGUCGAGCAAAUACGGGAGGAUCUCGCGAUAAAAAUGAGAAACGAUUACCGACACGGAUACAGAGACAUAAAAAAGUUCACGAAAAAAGUGGACCAUCUGGGGAAACAACAACGUAAAAUACACGCAAAAAUUCACGAACUCGAAAUCACUUGCGCUGGCGACGUGAAAAAAUUUCAAAAGAAAUUCGGUCCCUUAAGAUUGAAAACGUUCAAAAAUCUCAGGCUAGGGGAGAAAACGAUGUUCGAGGAUAAGAGGCUAAAAACGGAAUUCGUUAAACGGGUUUACGACAUCGAUCACAAAAAUAUGGACGAAUGUGGCAAACGUAUCCGUAGAUUGACCAGAGAGCAUUAAGAAAGCUUUUGCUCGAAUCAUGUUACGUUAAAGGUAAAGUCGAAAUGGAUGUCAGAUUACGAGAAAUAAAGAAAAGAAAAGGUAAAAUCACUUUGAUAUGCCAGUAAUGUAAAUAAUACUUACCAAAUUUGAUAAAUAGCGGAGUAGCUCGAUGCUUUGCGCGGGAAUCGUGGCCUGGUCAAACAUGUCGGCGUGUUACAAGCCCAUCUCCAGCGUCACCAUUGUUCCAGAGCAUGAUCGCUUGUCCACUCGCACACAGAAACCCACUUUGUCUUCGCCAUUUAUCCUCAAAUUACUUUCUGUACGGCUGCAAACAUUGUUGCAACGAUAAAAUCAGCACUACAGCAGGAAAGGGUCGUUGCAUGCCGGACAUUAACAGGAGGCCUGAAACCGCGAGGAGGUGUUCCUUUCCUCCACGUAGCUCCUAGCGCCACCUAUGAGCAGACGAUCAAACAAUACCAAUCAAAUAACCUUCCAUUUUUACCAACGUUUCAAAAAUUCGCGAGAAUAACGAUUGGUUGACAUUAUUUUAUUUACUGUAAAAAUUUACAACGAUAUCGUUUUUCCAACCAAUAUCGCAAUAACCUUGUUCAGUUAUUGCGUUCGAUGGUACAGGAUUUGUUCUUUCCAAGCAAAAUUCGUACUAAUUUUUACAAAUCUUCAA
Messenger RNA from Hylaeus anthracinus, 1287 nucleotides. RefSeq lists its product as uncharacterized. The record is from RefSeq and is a predicted model, not a curated record. The transcript has 3 exons. Lineage: Eukaryota; Metazoa; Arthropoda; Insecta; Hymenoptera; Colletidae. The coding region runs from base 15 to 623 and encodes 202 amino acids.